Pezoporus occidentalis (night parrot) is the source of this 1029-nucleotide messenger RNA. It is a transcript of the gene RNF41, whose product is annotated as ring finger protein 41. Lineage: Eukaryota; Metazoa; Chordata; Aves; Psittaciformes; Psittacidae. Gene Ontology annotation, biological process: protein ubiquitination. Gene Ontology annotation, molecular function: zinc ion binding; ubiquitin protein ligase activity. The transcript is spliced from 6 exons. Bases 73 to 1026 code for a protein of 317 amino acids. Gene Ontology annotation, cellular component: endoplasmic reticulum tubular network. The record is from RefSeq and is a predicted model, not a curated record.
GAGCGCGGCCCUGCCCCGCGCCGCUCCGCCGGGAAUUCUGCCGCGCAAGGGUCCCGGAGGCGGUGCUGAGCGAUGGGGUACGAUGUGGCGCGCUUCCAGGGGGAUGUGGACGAGGACCUCAUCUGCCCCAUCUGCAGUGGAGUCCUGGAGGAGCCCGUGCAGGCUCCCCACUGCGAGCACGCCUUCUGCAACGCCUGCAUCACGCAGUGGUUCUCGCAGCAGCAGACGUGCCCCGUGGACCGCAGCGUGGUGACGGUGGCUCACCUGCGGCCCGUGCCGCGCAUCAUGCGGAACAUGCUCUCCAAGCUGCAGAUCACCUGCGACAACGCCGUCUUCGGCUGCACGGCCGUCGUGCGCCUCGACAACCUCAUGGCUCACCUCAACGACUGCGAGCACAACCCCAAGCGCCCCGUCACCUGCGAGCAGGGCUGCGGCUUGGAAAUGCCCAAGGAUGAGCUCCCCAACCACAACUGCAUCAAGCACUUGCGAUCCGUGGUGCAGCAGCAGCAGACCAGGAUCGCUGAGCUGGAGAAGACCUCAGCUGAGCACAAGCACCAACUGGCAGAGCAGAAGAGGGACAUCCAACUGCUCAAGGCCUACAUGCGCGCCAUCCGCAGCGUGAACCCCAACCUGCAGAACCUGGAGGAGACCAUUGAGUACAACGAGAUCCUGGAGUGGGUGAACUCCCUGCAGCCGGCGCGGGUGACGCGCUGGGGGGGGAUGAUCUCCACGCCGGACGCCGUGCUCCAGGCCGUCAUCAAGCGCUCGCUGGUGGAGAGCGGCUGCCCCCCGUCCAUCACCAACGAGCUCAUCGAGAACGCGCACGAGCGCAACUGGCCCCAAGGCUUGGCCACGCUGGAGACGCGGCAAAUGAACCGGCGCUACUACGAGAACUACGUGGCCAAACGCAUCCCCGGCAAGCAGGCCGUGGUGGUGAUGGCCUGCGAGAACCAGCACAUGGGCGAGGACAUGGUCCUCGAGCCGGGGCUCGUCAUGAUCUUCGCUCACGGCGUGGAGGAGAUCUGAAGG